Messenger RNA from Bipolaris oryzae ATCC 44560, 660 nucleotides. RefSeq lists its product as uncharacterized. The transcript has a single exon. Lineage: Eukaryota; Fungi; Ascomycota; Dothideomycetes; Pleosporales; Pleosporaceae. The record is from RefSeq and is a predicted model, not a curated record. The coding region runs from base 1 to 660 and encodes 219 amino acids.
AUGACACAACCAGCCUCCCGCAAGCCUCUAAACCCAACACUCUACCUCAUGGGUUUCGAUUGCUAUCCCAACGACAGGGAGUACUUUGAGGCGCGGCGUGCAACCGGAAGCGCGACACCCUACUGGUUCAAGGAGAAACUUGUAUAUGAAGAUAUCGCCGCAAGACCGCCUAUGCGGACGGUAACCGCAGGGGCGCGGAGGAGCAGUAUGGACGGUACACGGGAGUAUGGUAAAGACAGCAAGACAGUGAAGGUGGAAGUAGAGGAAACUACAGGAGAUGAUGAAGCCAGUGAAGAGACCAAGACACCGGAUACAAAAAAGAUCAACGAGGAGAAGCAACCCGCCAAACGACCGCUCAAAUCACCCCGUAAGAAAAUUAUCACAAUACCGCUACCAAAACGCCGCGUCGCAUUCCCCUGGACCCCAAGGAAACCCCAAAGACCUCACACAUUCCCCUCUCAUCGCGCCCACACGCCCUUCCCCGGCCAACAACCCAAGAACCCUAAAUAUUCCGCCGGUCAACAGGAAGAUACAUACAUAGACACGCGUCCACCCCUCCACUUUAGCCACGAUACAAGACCCCCCACCAAUACAAUACCUCUUCUGUCUCAGCACCCAGCCCUUGUUAAACAGCAGAGAAUUACGAGUAGGACUGUAUGA